Diospyros lotus (date-plum) is the source of this 408-nucleotide messenger RNA. RefSeq lists its product as uncharacterized. The coding region runs from base 1 to 408 and encodes 135 amino acids. The transcript is spliced from 2 exons. The record is from RefSeq and is a predicted model, not a curated record. NCBI's taxonomy places the organism in Eukaryota, Viridiplantae, Streptophyta, Magnoliopsida, Ericales, Ebenaceae.
AUGAGAGGUGAUAACAUCCAUGGCCAGGGGCGGAUCCAGGCAGCCCCUUGCGCUUUCAAUGUCGGUAAUCAGACUUCGACCAUUGAGACUCUAACUGGAACCAAUUUUAAAAGAUGGAAAGAAGAUAUUGAAAUUCAACUGGGUUUGAUGGAUCUUGACAUAGCCUUACAUGAGAAUGAGCCUCCUAAGCCAACUGUGAGGAGUUCCAUUGAAGAGAAAGCUAGGUAUGAAAAAUGGGGAAGGGCGAAUCGUUUGAGUUUGAUGAUAAUGAAAAGGUCUAUUUCCCAUACUCUUAUUGGUGCCAUAUCUAAGACAGAAAAUGCUAAGAAAUUCUUUGAUGAUAUAGCUGAAAAAUACAAAUCGUCUGAAAAAGCAGAUGCUGGAGAACUUAUGAAUAUGUUGACAUGA